This is a messenger RNA of Rhodofomes roseus, 2189 nucleotides long. Its product is annotated as tyrosine protein phosphatase. Gene Ontology annotation, biological process: regulation of exit from mitosis; positive regulation of cytokinesis; protein dephosphorylation. The transcript has 5 exons. Gene Ontology annotation, molecular function: protein tyrosine/serine/threonine phosphatase activity; protein serine/threonine phosphatase activity. The record is from RefSeq and is a predicted model, not a curated record. Gene Ontology annotation, cellular component: nucleolus; spindle pole; mitotic spindle. NCBI's taxonomy places the organism in Eukaryota, Fungi, Basidiomycota, Agaricomycetes, Polyporales, Fomitopsidaceae. Bases 65 to 2071 code for a protein of 668 amino acids.
GCCACGACGUCCACCACGCUCGUCCUCCGUCCACUGAUCUCGCUGGUUCUGCUCGUCUUGCACGAUGGCUCUUGCAUGUGAGCCGCUCUGCCACUUCGGUGGAAGGCUCUACUUCACGUCCUUCCCCAACCCGCCACCACGAUCGGAGGUGCUGAAUCGCCUCGCAGCUGGCCCAGAUUAUGCGCCUCGGAUACGCGGAACGUCUGCAGGAUCGUCAUCCUCCGUCACCCCCGACGAUGAUGCGAAGUACUACUACUUCACGAUCGACGACCAACUGCUGUAUCUAUCCUUCUUCCAAGACUGGGGUCCACUCAACCUAUCAAUGGUGUACAAGGCAUGUAUCCUAAUACAUGAACUUCUCCAGGACCAAACACUAUUAUCACACCGCCUCGUUCUCUACUCCUCGAAUGACCCGCGUAGGAAGGCCAAUGCGGCAUUGCUCAUGGCACUCUAUGUCAUGAUUGUACAGCAGCGGCCACCAUGGGAGGCAUUCCAUCCAAUCGCAGAAAUCGAAUUCAUGCCGUUCCGUGACGCCGGGCGAGGUCGGUCGGACUUCAACCUCAGCAUCCAGGACUGUCUAUGGGGCAUCUACAAGGCCAUGCAGAACGGGUUGUGCGACAUGAACGAUUUCGACGUCGAAGAAUACGAAUACUAUGAGAAGGUGGAGAACGGCGACUGGAACUGGCUGACGCCAAACUUCAUUGCCUUCGCGUCACCCGUGGACCCCGUAUGGAUCAAGAGGGAGAGGGAGAAGAUAGAACAGGCAAAGGCAGACGCGCCUGUGUCGCCUGCGAAGUCAACGCGAGAUCAUGCUUUGCAGAGGAAACUGCCUACGCCGUUCCUCAACUGCUUGGACUACUUCGAGAAGUCCAACGUCAGGCUAGUGGUACGACUGAACAACGCGCUUUAUGACCGGCAGCACUUCAUGGAACGGGGCAUCCAACAUCAAGAGCUCUAUUACGACGACGGCACGAAUCCGACGGACGAGAUCGUGAGGAAGUUCAUCGACAUGGCAGACGAAGUGGUGGAGGACGGAGGCGUAGUCGCCGUUCACUGCAAAGCAGGGCUCGGCCGUACGGGGACGCUGGUCGGCGCCUAUCUGAUUUGGAAGUACGGCUUCACAGCGUCCGAGGCCAUUGCCUUCAUGCGGAUAGCGCGACCGGGAUGCGUCGUCGGGCCUCAGCAACAAUACAUGUACCUCAAGCAGCUGGAGUGGUGUAAGUGGUCGGCGUACGACGAGGUGAAGCGCAUCCGCGAUAUGAGCGCAGCAGCGGCCACAGCGCUUGUUGUGCCCGCAACGCCACCAGCAGAAGACGACCGGAUGGACGUCAGCGAUGGGCCUGCUGCGGUACCAUUCACCCCCGUCCCAGUCCCCCCUGUUACACCCAGCAAGCACAUCGCUCGCGCCCAAGCGCAAGCACGCGAGAUCGCGCCGCCCGCACAGCCGCGCAAGACGCCCAUCGCGAAGCGUGUCGCGUCCGACUCGGAUGCGGAAGAAGAGGGCGACGUCCUCCCUGCCCUGGGUGUGGCGCCCGCGCCUGUAAGGCGGAAAUCGAAGCCAGCGAGCGCACGGCCGGCGGGUGUGCGCGGCACCGCGUCCGAGCAACGUCCGGUGCGUGUGACACGCUCUGCGGCGGGUGCUGCAGCCGCCGCACGGAGGACAGGUGGGACGGCCACGGCGCUGACCGUGACGAAGAGCGUGAAGGCGAACGGGCAGGCGCCGAACAAGAUCCCGCGUCUCGCGAACGGGACGAGCGUACGCGGGACGAAGGAGGCGGUCAAGGAGGGCGCUGCGGCCCCGACGGCGACGACGCGCAAGUUGCGGAACCCACCGUCGCCGAUUCCAUCGCGCCUCCCGACCCUUGUCGCGAAGCGUACGCACCACAACGCGACGACGUCCGUGAACGAGCUCCCCGCAGCAGCAAUUGCGGCGGCGAAGUCAGCCGUUGCAGCGGCGGGCGCGUGGAUGACGACGAACGCUGCGGCGGUGGUAUCGAAGGAAGGACGCCCGAACUUGCGGCCGAUUCGCAGGCGACGGAGCAGUUUCAGCGCGGCGGACGUUGUCGCGUGAAGUUGCCCUCGUGGCACUAAUUCCCAAGUUUAUAGCAAACAGGCUGGCCUGGAAGUUUCUCUCUCAACAAGUAUAUAUCUGAUGGAUUUUGCGUCGUCGUUGCAUCUCCGUUGCAUUU